AUGGGUUCCUAUUCCCAAAUGUGGAACCCAAUCUUCCACCCGGUCUUGUUUCUGUACCAACUCAUACAAUGGCUGGCGGACAAGAUCCUCUCUCCGAACCCGCCCAGCCCCGGCACUCAUCUUAGUCGCCCAAAGAUCGCAGUUAUCGGCGCGGGGAUCACCGGCGUCACGUCGGCAGCCCAUUGCAUCGGUCAUGGGUUUGACGUGGUCAUCUUCGAAGCCGGGUCCGAGGAUAAUCUUGGCGGAAUCUGGAGUAGAGUCAACAACACCUCGAGCCUCCAGAUCCACUCGCUCAUGUUUCGAUUCCACCCGUCUGUGAAGUGGGAGCGUGGAUAUCCAGACCGCCAGCAGAUCAUCAGCCAAGUCAGGCAACUGUGGGAGCGCUAUGGCUUGGACGCAAAGACGAAGUUCAACACCAAGGUCGACAGGGUAUUUAAAGACGAAAACGGCCGAUGGAUCGUCAAUAACACGGCCAAUGGGAGAUUUGAGGGCGUGAUUGCUGCUGUUGGAACUUGCGGCGAGCCAAAGAUGCCUCGUAUGCCGGGCAUGGAGAAAUUUAAGGGACCGGUAUACCAUUCAAGUGACCUAACCGGGAAGGACGCAAAGGAUAAGAAGAUUAUCGUCAUCGGUGGCGGAGCAAGUGCAGUCGAGACACUCGAGUUCGCCUCGCACGAAGACGCGAAGAAUGUGUACAUCCUCUCGCGGAGCGACAAGUGGAUCAUUCCCCGGAACGCGUUCAUCGACAUCCUCCUAGCCUUCAACAUCUUCGGACAGGAGACGCUCUUGUCAUUUAUCCCCGAGUUUCUGUUGCGCAAAUUCUUCUACCGCGACCUCGAGGAUAUCGCCCCGGCCGGGAAGGGUCUCUACACCGACACCCCGAUGGUGAACAGCGAUGUGAUGGACGAGCUCCGGUCCGGCCAGGCGGAGUGGGUGCGGUGCGAUAUUGAGAGCUUCACCGAGAAUGGUAUCCGCAUCAACCGGCGGAACAAGGGCGUUCCUGUCGGAGGUCCGGGACGCAGCGAAGUUAUCGAAGCCGACAUGGUGGUAAUGGCCACCGGGUACAAACGCCCCGAGCUCUCGUUCCUGCCAGACGACUGCUUCCAGAAGCCCUAUUCCCCGCCCAACUGGUACUUGCAGACCUUUCCCCCGUACCAUCCUUCUAUCUCGGCGAUCAAUUGCACGUACAUGGAUGCCCUUGGCACCGUCGGGAAUUGGCACAUCGGCAUCUACACUCGGAUCCUCCUUAUGUUCCUGAUCGACCCCCUUACUCGGCCCAGCGAGUUCUGGAUGGAGAGAUGGAUCGACAUGACCCGGUUGCUGAAGGCGACGUCCCCGACCGGCCCCUUCGAUUUCUUCACCUACCUCGAGCUGACCUGGUGGUUCUUCUUCUGCGUUGCCUUCAACCCAUUCCGCUGGAAGUGGGCCCUUUUCGUCUUCUGCGGCCUCGGUUUCGCUCUCCCAAGGGACGUGAUGGCGCUGGGGCGGAGGGCAGGAUUCAGGAACGGUCUGGUGAAUGGCAACGACGGUGGUGGUGGCCGGGACGUUGGAAAUAGUAUAUAGAUCAGAGGUUAUCCAACGAAGAAAAAAAGAAAGGGGGUGUUGGCGUAGAGUAAGAGUCGGAGAUAGACAAGAGGGUACCAAAAAAAAAAGGAAUUUGCAACAUCCACGGAUAUAAUGCAUGGUCUUAGAUCUCAUUUUUUGGGGGGGCGGGGUUCGACUCAUAG
Messenger RNA from Phialemonium atrogriseum, 1724 nucleotides. RefSeq lists its product as uncharacterized. Bases 1 to 1560 code for a protein of 519 amino acids. Lineage: Eukaryota; Fungi; Ascomycota; Sordariomycetes; Cephalothecales; Cephalothecaceae. Gene Ontology annotation, molecular function: flavin adenine dinucleotide binding; NADP binding; N,N-dimethylaniline monooxygenase activity. The record is from RefSeq and is a predicted model, not a curated record. The transcript is spliced from 4 exons.